Dioscorea cayenensis subsp. rotundata (Guinea yam) is the source of this 3363-nucleotide messenger RNA. RefSeq names its product protein ARABIDILLO 1-like. The record is from RefSeq and is a predicted model, not a curated record. Gene Ontology annotation, molecular function: protein binding. The transcript is spliced from 12 exons. Bases 132 to 2927 code for a protein of 931 amino acids. Lineage: Eukaryota; Viridiplantae; Streptophyta; Magnoliopsida; Dioscoreales; Dioscoreaceae.
AAACAAAAGCCUCUGUAGAUCAUUUCCUUCUCUCUUUCUCUUUCUCUCACCAUCGCCGCUCCUUCAAACCCUUCUAGAAUCCAUACCAGAAGCACCACAGUCUCCAAUCACCGGCACCGGCCCCCGCCGCGAUGAGCCGGAGGGUGCGGCGGCGCACUAACCUUUGCGACGCUGCCGAUAAGGCUGCGAUCAUCCCCUUGGCAAUCGCUGCUUCCCCGGAGGAUGAAGUUCCCGCUUCCGCUCCUGUUCCCUUCCCGGCCCCAUCUUCUUUCGUUAACUGGACCUCCCUCCCUGACGACACAGUUGUCCAGCUCUUCUCCUGCCUCAACUACCGUGACCGCGCCAGCCUCUCCUCUACCUGCCGCUCAUGGCACCAUCUUGGUGCCUCACCGUGUCUUUGGACCUCUCUUGACCUCCGUGCGCAUCGCUGUGGCCCAGAGACUGCGAUAGCGUUGGCGAGGCGUUGUGUGGCCCUACGCCGCCUCCGCUUCCGUGGCGCGGAUUCCGCCACUAGCGUCAUCCACCUUCACGCUCGCGACUUGCGCGAGAUCUCCGGCGAUGGGUGUCGCGACAUCACCGAUGCCACCCUCUCGGUUCUAGCUGCACGCCACGAGGCCCUCGAAAAUCUCCAGAUCGGACCCGAGCCAUGCCAGCGCAUCACCUCUGACGCCGUCCGCCAUGUUGCUCUUUGCUGUAGUGGGCUCCGCCGCCUGCGGCUUUCUGGCGUCCGCGAGAUCGAUGGUGAUGCUGUCAAUGCCCUUGCUCGGCACUGCACUUGCCUGGAAGAGGUCGCGUUUAUUGAUUGCGGGGCCGUCGACGAGACGGCGCUUGGUAGCGUGACUUCAAUUCGGUUCCUCUCCCUCGCCGGGUCUGGGAAUCUCAAAUGGUCAUCCGCCGCUGUUUCUUUGAGCAAGCUACCAAACCUCGUUGGUCUCGAUGUGUCCCGCACUGAUGCUUCACCCGGUGCUGUCUCGAGGCUUCUCUCAUCCUCAAAGAGCUUGAAGGUCCUUUGCGCACUCAACUGUGCUGCGCUAGAGGAGGAGUGGAACCACAAUGAGACGGCGUUCAGUAACAAAAAGGGCAAGCUUUUGGCCGCCCUAUUUACAGAUGUAUUCAAAGGCGUCGCCUCCUUAUUUGUCGACAUAACUGCAUCUAAUGACAGAGCUGUGUUCGGGGAGUGGAGGGACUGGACGAGCAGUGACAAAGGUUUGGAUGAUAUCAUGGAGUGGCUUGAAUGGAUCCUAUCACACUGUCUCCUGCGUAUGGCAGAGACUAACCCAGCUGGGAUGGAUGAGUUCUGGUUGAAACAGGGAACUGCACUGUUGCUCAGCUUGGCAAAGAGUACGCAAGAAGAUGUUCAGGAGAAGGCGGCGUUUGGGCUGGCUACAUUCGUUGUGAUUGACGAUGAGAAUGCUACCGUGGACCCUGCAAGAGCGGAGGCAGUGAUGAUGGAUGGUGGGAUUCCUUUGCUUUUGGAUCUCGCAAAGUCCUCUCGAGAAGGUGUGCAGUCUGAGGCUGCCAAGGCUAUUGCAAAUCUUUCUGUGAAUUCCAAAGUUGCGAAAACUGUAGCUGAUGAGGGAGGCAUUAGUAUUCUCGCUGAGUUGGCGAGGUCCAUGAACAGAUUCGUUGCUGAAGAGGCUGCUGGCGGGCUUUGGAAUCUUUCUGUUGGAGAAGAGCACAAGGCAGCAAUUGCAGAGGCUGGUGGAGUUAAAGCUCUGGUUGAUCUGAUAUUCAAAUGGCCUUCUGGCAUUGAUGGAGUCCUGGAACGUGCAGCCGGGGCACUCGCAAAUUUGGCUGCUGAUGAGAUAUGCAGCAUGGAGGUUGCAGCAGCAGGAGGGGUUCAUGCUUUGGUCAUGCUUGCUCGAUCAUGCAAAGUGGAGGGAGUGCAGGAACAGGCUGCUCGAGCCCUAGCUAAUUUAGCUGCUCAUGGAGACAGCAACAGUAAUAAUGCUGCUGUUGGUCAAGAGGCAGGUGCACUUGAGGCACUUGUGCAGCUAACCUGUUCCCAAAAUGAAGGCGUAAGACAAGAAGCAGCUGGUGCUCUAUGGAACUUAUCAUUUGAUGAUAGAAAUCGAGAAGCUAUUGCUGCAGCUGGAGGGGUUGAAGCCUUGGUAGCACUUGCUCAAGCAUGUUCCAAUGGUUCCCAAGGUCUUCAAGAAAGGGCAGCAGGUGCUUUAUGGGGUUUGUCAGUUUCAGAAGCUAAUAGCAUUGCUAUUGGCCGUGAAGGUGGUGUUGCUCCUCUCAUAGAAUUGGCUCGGUCGGAUGCUCAAGAUGUUCAUGAGACUGCUGCUGGUGCACUUUGGAAUCUUGCCUUUAACCCCGGUAAUGCUCUCCGGAUAGUUGAAGAAGGGGGAGUUCCAGCUCUUGUACACCUCUGUUCAUCAUCAGGCUCUAAGAUGGCUCGCUUCAUGGCAGCAUUGGCGCUUGCUUACAUGUUUGAUGGAAGGAUGGAUGAAAUUGCUUUAGUAGGCUCAUCGUCAGAAGGAACCUCGAAGAGUGUUAAUUUGGAUGGUGCUAGAAGGAUGGCAUUGAAGCAUAUUGAAUCUUUUGUGCUAAGUUUUUCAGAUUCCCACUUGUUCUCUAUGGCUGUUGCAUCCUCCGGGCCUGGUGCAUUGACACAAAUAGGUGAAGCAGCACGCAUACAAGAGGCAGGCCAUCUGAGAUGCAGUGGUGCAGAGAUUGGGAGGUUUGUUGCCAUGCUUCGAAAUGCUUCUCCCAUUCUUAGAUCAUGUGCUGCAUUUGCUCUUCUUCAGUUCACAAUCCCUGGAGGUAGGCAUGCUGUCCACCAUGCAAGCCUUUUGCAGAAAGUCGGAGCUUGGAGGGUCCUGCGCAAGGCUGGUGCUGCCACGACAGCUCCUAUAGAAGCCAAAGUAUUUGCCAAGGUAGUAAGCAGUUACCUGAAAGAUAACAUGGGGGAUCCAGUUUAAGCCAACAACUGCAGAUAUAUUUGUGUGUAUUCAAAGGGUAAUCUUAAAGAUUGGAAUUUUCUUCUCCGAUCUCUGAUCUGUCAACAAUGAUAAAUGCACUUGCCAUCCUCCUUCAAUCAAAUUCCAGGACUUGAAGUUCCCCUCUCGCGAGUAUGUGGAUUUUAAUCUUUCACUAUGAAGUCAGUUCUUCAAGUCAUAACAAGCUUGGAUAUAGAAUUAAUUGGGGUUUGCCUUGUUGAUUAGGUUUUUCUAUUUACUUUGAGCUUGUGUGAUCAUAAUAAUGACUUUGCUGAAUUUUUUUUUUUUUCUAAUUUAUUUGCAAUGUAAAACAAGGUGCUGGCUGCGAAAGUAAAAAAACAACAAAACCCAGUAUCUAUAUCAGUUUUGCACUAUAUUUUGUCAAAUGUUAUUAAUUUUAUUGUAUAAUAACUUUAUA